Lytechinus variegatus (green sea urchin) is the source of this 1201-nucleotide messenger RNA. RefSeq names its product adhesion G protein-coupled receptor L3-like. Gene Ontology annotation, molecular function: G protein-coupled receptor activity. Gene Ontology annotation, biological process: cell surface receptor signaling pathway; adenylate cyclase-activating G protein-coupled receptor signaling pathway. The transcript has 12 exons. Gene Ontology annotation, cellular component: membrane. The record is from RefSeq and is a predicted model, not a curated record. Lineage: Eukaryota; Metazoa; Echinodermata; Echinoidea; Temnopleuroida; Toxopneustidae. The coding region runs from base 107 to 1201 and encodes 364 amino acids.
AUUUUAGGGCAUUUCCGAGCAAGAUGUGGAUACUCCUGUUUGUGCCUUCUGGAAUUACUACUUGCCUGACACAAUUGGAGGAUCUUGGGAUAAAACAGGUUGUCAAAUGGUAUCCACCAAUAGGACUCAUACAACCUGCGAAUGUGUGCACUUUACUCACUUCGCUAUCCUUAUGGAACCACCGCCUCCACCGCCCCCUGAUAUUGUGGAUAUGGUGUUUGUUUGGUCUGCGAGAGCACUAGCUGGAGUCUCAGAAACAUUGCUGUUUCUUCUCAUCUGUGUCUUCGUCUGUUGCACUCGUGUUCGUUCACUUCGUCAUCUGAUCCACGCACACGUGGCGUUGUCAUGCAUGUUAUCAAUCCAGUUUCUGUGUUUGGCAACACUCGAGUGGACACCGUUGAUCUGCCUGGUGAUGGGUGCAUUGUUUGAGUACUUCUGCCUUGCUUUUGCCUUUUGGCUUCUAAUCGAGUCCAUCCAAGGACUGAGCGAUGUCCACUUCGGCUACAGACAAGCUGACCGCAUCAUUACCUCGUGCCCAGUGCCAGAGAGAUACUACGGGUACAUGUGCCUUGCAUGGGGUGCUCCCGGCCUUGUUGUAGGUGUCACCAUAGCAAUUAACAUUAAUGCAUUCCAAGAACUCAACAGUGGUUUAUGCUGGGUUACUGAUGAACAUGACCUGUACCUGUCAUUUUAUGGACCGCUUGGUGUUUGCUUCGGUCUCACGAUGUUGUUUAUGUUCAUCGUAAGACGCGGCGUGGACAAAUUUUUCAAUACAGAGACACUCAGUUCAAGUAUGCUUGCGACUUGUGUCAUUUCCAUAGUUAACGUCGGAGCCUGGGCGGCUGGUUAUUUGGGCUUUUACGGACCGACAAUCGUUGCUUAUUAUAUCUACCUCCUGACCUAUGCCUCCAUGUUAAAGCUCAUCUUUGGGAAGAAUCUCAACAUGCUCAAGGGGCAUCGUAAAAUCAGAGGCAUUGGAAAUGGGAGAAACACCCCUGUUGAGAAGAUUACUAUCACACAAGACAAUGACAAUACGGGCAAGAAGAGGAAGAAAAAGAAGAAAGGGAAGAAGCCAGUCACAUAUGUACCUGGCGGGAAGGACCAUUGGUCACGCGACUCGUCCAAGCUACCUGGCAGAACAAACGCCUCGGUUAGGAUUCAACCCAGGGCUGACAACGAAAAGAAAAUUAUCCUUUCCUAG